This is a messenger RNA of [Candida] anglica, 1593 nucleotides long. Lineage: Eukaryota; Fungi; Ascomycota; Pichiomycetes; Serinales; Debaryomycetaceae. The record is from the annotation of a GenBank genome assembly.
AUGAGAGUCAAUGUUGCUGCUGUUGCAUUAUGUGCAACCUUGUCUGCUGCAAAGAAUGUCUUGCCCUUGAGGCUUGACUUCAGUGUCCAUAGAGGCACUUUGGAAGCCGAUUCAGUCGGAAAUGACCCUGAAUUCAUCAAAAGAGAUGAUAAGAAUAACAGUGUCUCGUUAGUGCUCGCCAACGAGAAAACCUUUUACAAGACAGAGCUUGAGUUUGGUUCUAACGGUGAUAAAGUUUCAGUGGUGAUUGACACCGGUUCCUCGGACUUGUGGAUUCCUUCAAACGAUGUCCAAUGUUUGGAUACUUCUAGAUUCAAAAGAGACGUGAAAAAGACCUCUGGUUCCAGUCGUGGGUCAUUCAAGCCACUCAUUAAGGACGCCAGUCAAUCCCAGGGCGGUCUCACUCCUUCUAACACUUGUACAUCAUAUGGUUCCUUCGCCACGGAGAACUCGGAUACUUUCCACGUAAAUUCUUCUGUGAACCCGUUUGCCAUCCAUUAUGCCGAUAAUUCCAAGGCUACUGGGGUCUGGGGGUACGAUAAUGUAAAAAUUGGGAACCAUGUUGUGAAAGACCUCCUGUUUGCCGUUGCCAACGUAUCAUCUUCAAACAUCGGGGUUCUUGGAAUUGGUUACGCUAGUUUGGAGGCUACGACCAUGUAUUCGGACCAGAGCCUGUACUACCUGAGCCUGUAUACCCUGUAUGGUGGUGGGUAUAUGUACGAGAAUUUGCCCAUGAAACUUAAAAGCAAUGGGUUAAUUAAGAAAAACGUCUUCUCCAUGUAUUUGAACUCUCCAGAGCUUCAAACUGGAACUGUUUUAUUCGGAGCUGUGGAUCACGCAAAGUACGAGGGAAAAUUGCAAACGGUUCAAAUCGUUGGCAGUGAUGAUGCAUUCUACGAAGACCCAAACCGGAUCAUUGUUGUUCUGAGUGGAAUCUCCAUUGAUGAUAAUGGGAAUGAAAUCACCGUGUCGUCGGAUCCUCAUCCAGCGUUGUUGGACUCUGGAAGUACUAUUUCCUUUUUCCCACAGCGAUUGCUUGACCAACUUGGUGAAGCUUUAGGUGGUACUUACUCAACUUCUGCUGGUGCCUACAAGGUUCCAUGUGUCAAUGAUUCCAACGUCAGCGUGCAGAUCAGUUUUGGUGGAGCGGUUAUUUCUGUGCCAUACGCAAAUUUACUUUUGCCAAUUGCUAGCUCAUGUUAUUUGGGUGUAUUGGCCCAGAGUGAAGAUUCUGACUACAUUUUGUUCGGAGAUAAUAUCUUGACCAGUGCUUACUUGGUGUUUGACUUGGACGAUGAUACCUUAUCUCUUGCGCAAGCCAAGUACACCGACGAUGAAGACAUUGAAGUCAUUUCUGAUAGUAUUCCAAGAGCCGUACUUGCAGCUGGGUAUUCAUCAACCAGUUACAUGGAAUACUAUCCACUGUCUGACCCAACUGCCACAGCUAACGUCAGGGCUGGAUCUUCAACUCUGGGUGCAGCCACCAAUGGUUCAAGGGGCCAUAAACUGUCUCUUGCUUCCACAGAUAUGAAAUUGCCAACCACCACCUUGGCUUUAUUGAUGGGUGCAAUCAGUAUUGUUGCGCUCUUGUAA